AGUCUGCAAGCAAAUCGAGCGCACAACACAAUGCGACGCCGCAAGCAAAGGAGAAUUUACAUAUUCCUUAUAUUACACUAAUUCUUGACAUUUUAAUCAAUAUAUCAAAUUCUGUUUAAUUUCUAAACUUCAGCAUUAUGAAUAUAAUUUGAAACUCGGCGAGCGCUAUGUGCAGCGGGGCAAAGCGGGCAUAUUUGCAUUAAAGGAGUAUUUGCAACGAAAUCUUGUGGAAGAUGGUAAUGGUCCUAUUGUCGACAUUGUUUGUGCACCAUAAACCGACAUUAUACGUCAAAUUUAUAAGUAUAUAGUAUUGCCAAGAUAUACGUAUGCUGCUUAUUUUGAUGAGUGGUUGCGUUCAACGAUUCAAACUGGAUGAUUGUCAAUUGAAAUUUGAGCGAGAUGUAAAUUAAUAGAUGUACUGUGAAAAUGAAGAAGGAAUCAGCCGCGUUAUGAUGUGAGAUUAUAGGCGAUUGCCACUGAACUGGAAGAUGCUUUUAUUAAAAAUUUGUUGAUCAGAUUUUUUAAGUAUUGUUGAUAAAUAUUUUUGUCCAGUAGUUAUUGGUCAUCAUGUGGGUCGACGGUUUUUAUGGGUGUCUUUUACCUACAGUUUCUACAAUGAUAAUAUUUGUUGUUACUGUCAAUGUUGUUCGCUUUUUAAUAGGAGAAAUCAACAUUCACGUUAGAGAUGCUAAAAAACAUAACUGGCAAAUCAUUAAAAGAACUUCCAGGCCUUAUUUCUGCAGUGUUUGUGAAUCUCUCUUAUUGGCUAUGAACGGAUUAUACUGUGAUUCAUGUGGAGUCUGCGCUGAUCACGAAUGUCUUAAAAAAGCAGAUAAAAAGUUUAGAUGCAAGGAAAUUACUUUAUCGUCAAAUGAAGAACCUAUGAAACAUCAUUGGGUCAGAGGUAAUUUACCAAUUGUUGCAAUGUGCGAUAUAUGUGAUGAAGAAUGCAAUUUUGAGCCAGAACUUUUAGACUGGUGGUGCUGCUGGUGUCAAAGAUGUUCACACGAAACAUGCAAAUCAUCAAUUAAUGAUGUGUGUGAUUUUGGUGUUUAUAAACUUAUGAUCAUUCCACCAGCCAGUCUUGAAAUUGUCAAUAAGUCCAGUAAAGUUCGACGCCGCCUACAAAUCCGAUCAAUUGUACCGCCGUUGUGGCCAAAUUGGAGUCCAUUGAUUGUAGUUGCCAAUAAAAAAUCAGGAAAUAAUGAAGGGGCAGAAAUAUUAUCUUCUUUCCGAAGGAUUUUAAACCCUGCUCAAGUAAUUGACUUAUCAGAACGCGAUCCUGUGGCAGCUUUAGAGUGGUGCCGCUUAUUAGGUGAUACUCCAUACAAAAUUGUGGUAGCUGGAGGUGAUGGGACUGUUGCCUGGCUUCUAGAUGCAAUCUAUAAGUUGCAACUAAAUCCAGUUCCAGCUGUAGCAAUUCUUCCAUUAGGAACAGGAAAUGAUUUAUCGCGUGUCUUAGGUUGGGGAAAGGAGUAUGAUUCUAACACAGAGGUAUCUGCAACUCUGCAAGCUAUACAAUUAGCAAAGAAAGUUGAUCUUGACAGAUGGUCUGUGUCAAUUGAUGCUAAAAAGGGAUUAGGUUUUAGAGCACAUCAUAAAUCAAUACAUAUGUACAAUUACCUAAGUGUAGGAGUUGAUGCACAAGUGACUUUAAAUUUUCAUCGUACAAGAGAAAGUCGUUUUUAUCUUUUUAGUCAUAGAAUAUUUAACAAGCUACUUUAUUUAUGUUUUGGAACACAGCAAGUUGUGGAAAGAGAAUGUAAAGAUUUAGACCAAAGAAUUGAAGUGUAUUUAGACGAUAAAAAAAUCGAAUUACCUUCUAUUGAAAGUAUUGUAGUACUGAACAUUCCAUCAUGGGGGGCUGGUGUUGAUUUGUGGAACAUGAAUCUCGAAGAUAAUCAAGUAGGAGUACAAAGUAUUUGUGAUAAAAAACUCGAAGUAGUAGCAAUUUAUUCUUCUCUUCAUAUAGCCCAACUGCAAGUUGGUUUAUCACAACCACUUCGUUUAGGCCAAGCCAAGACUGUUAAAAUAACAUUGAAGAGUCCCUGUGCGAUGCAAGUAGAUGGAGAACCAUGGCAUCAAUCUCCAUGUACAUUUAAUGUUACGCAUGUUAAUCAAGCAUCAAUGUUGAUGAGCAGUGACUACUGAUUUUUAAAAAUUCUUGGAUCUCUGAUGAAUGAAUAUACGGUAAUUGAAAUUUUAUGGAUUCAAAAAGCUUACUUUAAUAAAUAUAUACAUAUAUGCGUUAUACUAGAAUUUGUAAAAUCGUUGUAAACUAUAUUAAUCAAUAUAAAAUUAUGAUGCUGUAUAUAUACAUGCAGAUCUAUAUGUUUAUACAUAUAUGGAAAGAAUUGAAAAGGAAAUAUGCUUCUAAAAUAUGUUCCUACAGAAAAUUCAAAACUUUAUCAAGUUGUCUGAAAAACUUGGCACGCACUGAAACUGAAAAUAGAAGCAAAGUAGGUUUCUGUAAAUUAAAAAUGUUGUAUAAUCAAUAAAGAAUUAUUUAUUUUUAUUGGAAAA
This is a messenger RNA of Nasonia vitripennis (jewel wasp), 2523 nucleotides long. It is a transcript of the gene Dgkepsilon, whose product is annotated as diacylglycerol kinase epsilon. The record is from RefSeq and is a predicted model, not a curated record. NCBI's taxonomy places the organism in Eukaryota, Metazoa, Arthropoda, Insecta, Hymenoptera, Pteromalidae. The coding region runs from base 568 to 2151 and encodes 527 amino acids. Gene Ontology annotation, molecular function: ATP-dependent diacylglycerol kinase activity. The transcript is spliced from 12 exons.